CAUGAGAACAUCUACACAGUCCCCAAUGCGCUGACAUUCACCAGACUAGUGAGUGCUCCGGUCGUUGGAUAUCUGAUUUUGCACGGGCAAGUUACGCUGGCGUUGGCGCUAUUCACAUACUCGUGUGUGACCGAUUUUCUGGAUGGGUUCAUUGCCCGCCGCUGGAACCUCCAGUCUGUGGUCGGAAGCGUCAUCGACCCGCUGGCAGACAAGAUGUUGAUGAUGAUCUGCACGGUCUGCCUGGCGACCACGUCGGAGAUCCCGCUGUAUCUCGCGGUGAUAAUCAUCGGACGAGACGUUUGCUUGGGAUUAGCGGCAGUGGUGAUCAGGUACCUCUCUUUGCCUGCUCCCAAGACUUUUUGGAGGUACUGGGACUUCAGCAUUCCGAGCGCAGAAGUCCACCCUACGAUGAUCAGCAAAGUCAACACGGCUUUGCAGAUGUUGUAUCUCGGCUCGAUGAUGAUCAAGCCGGUGUUCUUACUCUACCUGUCCGACCAUUUUGGCGCUGAAACAACAACCGCGUUUCUCCAGUACACUCACGUUUUGGAGGUGACGGUUGCAUGCACAACGUUGUGGAGCGGUUUGAGCUAUGCCUUCAGCAAGAAAGCAGUCAAGUUCGUG
Messenger RNA from Pichia membranifaciens NRRL Y-2026, 621 nucleotides. RefSeq lists its product as hypothetical. The record is from RefSeq and is a predicted model, not a curated record. Gene Ontology annotation, cellular component: membrane; mitochondrion. The annotation marks the transcript as partial. Gene Ontology annotation, molecular function: CDP-diacylglycerol-glycerol-3-phosphate 3-phosphatidyltransferase activity; cardiolipin synthase activity. Gene Ontology annotation, biological process: cardiolipin biosynthetic process. The transcript has a single exon. NCBI's taxonomy places the organism in Eukaryota, Fungi, Ascomycota, Pichiomycetes, Pichiales, Pichiaceae.